Molecule: messenger RNA, 6037 nt
Organism: Lutzomyia longipalpis
Lineage: Eukaryota; Metazoa; Arthropoda; Insecta; Diptera; Psychodidae
Gene: garz
Product: Golgi-specific brefeldin A-resistance guanine nucleotide exchange factor 1
Exons: 6
Coding region: 199-5853 (1884 amino acids)
Biological process (GO): regulation of ARF protein signal transduction
Molecular function (GO): guanyl-nucleotide exchange factor activity
Source: RefSeq, a predicted model, not a curated record
UUUUGACAGUCGUUCACAUCGCUGAGUUGGAAGUUCGUGGGAAAGUGAAAAAUUUUGCAAGUCUCCCAAUUUCCACGGAAAAAAGCAUUGAUUGUGUGAAAAUUUUUCAUUUAAUUACCAUGUAGGUGCCCCAGGGGGAAGUGAUUGUUGGAAAAUUGUGUGAAAAAGUUGGUGAAAUCGAAGGAAAAGGGGGGAAAAAUGGCCCCGCCAGGAAAUGGGAUUUUCGUGGUCAGGGGCGAGCUGUCCACCCUGGCAACGGCCAUGAGACGUGGGGCACGCUGGAGUGGUAGCAAUUCAUACCAGGAUGAUGAACAGGAUGGGCUCCUUAGGCCACUACAUGACCUCAAGAAUAUCCUCAUUCAGAGCGAAGAUCUUCGCCUUAUUGAUCCAAAUGUCUUUCUGGGACCUUUUCUGGAUGUAAUUAAAUCCGAAGAGACCACGGGCCCCGUAACGAGCCUCGCCUUGUCAGCUGUUAAUAAAUUUCUCUCAUACGGUCUCAUUGAUCCCACGCACUCCCACAUUGCAGCAACAGUGGAAAACAUUGCAGAUGCUGUGACACAUGCAAGAUUCGUGGGAACAGAUCAGGCAUCCGAUGGGGUUGUCCUCAUGAAAAUUGUCCAAGUUCUCCGUACGCUGAUGCUCAGCCCCGAAGGUAGUGCCCUAUCCAAUGAAAGUGUCUGCGAAGUAAUGCUUAGCUGCUUCCGGAUAUGCUUUGAGCCACGUCUCAAUGAAUUGCUGCGUCGUACAGCGGAGCAAGCCCUCCGGGAUAUGGUUCUGCUACUCUUUAUGCGUCUACCGCAAUUUGUGGAAGAUCGUGCUCCCUUCAAUCUCACCAAGAAGCUUAAAAUGAUUGCCGGAAGUGAGGGGCAGAAGAAGCGAAAGAGUAAACAAGUUGUUGGGAAAAUUCCCAAAGUGGCAACAAUUAAAGUUGAGGAGACUGAUGGUGAGCCCAUAAGUCCAACAUGCCCUGAUGCGGGAAUGACCUUGAAAGCACCCCCAUUGGCUACUACUCCAGCUACCCCAGCAGGGAACAUUGUAGACAUGCGCGGGAAGAUUGCAGAGACACCAAUUUCUUCACUUAUCCAAACCCCAAAGCGCCCUGUUGACCCGGAAACUGCUGACAUGCCCCCUGCUGCGGAGAAUGGGAAGGAACAGGAUGGGCAGGAUGAUGAAGGGGCCCCAUUGAAUCGUCAGGAGAGCGCUGAAUGCGAUGCCGAUGCUGAAGAUGAAGCCGACGAUGGGAAGGCGGUGGCUAAAAGUGAGAAAAUUCGCGAAGAAUAUGUAAAUUCUGUCGGAGUGCGCUUCACCCAGCAACGCAGUAUCACCACAACACUCCUUCCCUAUGGAUUGCCGUGCAUCCGGGAACUCUUUCGCUUCCUCAUCUCCCUGUGCAAUCCACUCGAUAAGCAAAAUACCGACAUUAUGAUGCACAUGGGAUUGAAUCUCCUUACAGUAGCCCUGGAGAUUGGUGCAGACAGCAUUGGGAACUACGACAGCCUCCUGGCACUCGUACGCGAUGACAUGUGUCGCAAUCUCUUUGCCCUCCUCAACACGGAACGUCUCACAAUCUUUGCUGCUGACCUGCAGGUUUGCUUCCUCCUCUUUGAAUCCCUCCGGGGACACUUGAAGUUCCAGUUGGAGUUUUACCUCACAAAGCUGGCGGAGAUUAUUGGCAGUGAGAAUCCACGACUGCCGUAUGAGAUUAAGGAACUCGCCCUCGAUAAUAUGCUGCAACUCUGGCGGAUUCCGGGCUUUGUGGCGGAGUUGUACAUUAACUUUGACUGUGACCUGUACUGCACGAAUCUCUUCGAGGACAUCACGAAACUCCUGUCGAAGAAUAGCCUCUCAGCCACACAGGCCAUCUACAGUACACACAUUCUCUCCCUGGACGCCCUGCUGACCAUCCUGGAGGCAAUCAAGAAGAAUUGCAUCGCCACAAAGGCAGGGAACACAGCAACGGUGUCAAGACAUUCACGCAACAAUUCAAGCUGCGAAAGGAUCACAAUUGAGAGUGAUGUGAAUGCGAGUGGUGCGGAAAGUAGUGCCGUUGAGGUGGAAAAUAUCAGUGAGUACAUAAAUUUGUCUCAAUUGGAACGAUAUCAUUGCAAUGCUGAUGAGAAUAUCCCCGUGAGUCACGAUCAGUUGGCUGAAUUGAAGAAUAAAAAGCGAAUCCUGUCGCAGGGGACGGAAUUGUUCAAUUCACGCCCCGAGAAGGGGAUUCAGUACCUCCAGGAGAAUGGUCUACUCAACCCGGUGCUGGAUCCGCGGGAAGUUGCGCAUUUUUUGCGCGAGAAUUCGGGGUUGGAUAAGAAGAUGAUUGGGGAGUAUAUAAGUAAAAAGAAGAAUGUUGAGAGUAAAAUUCUCGAGACGUACGUGAAGUCAUUUGAUUUCACGAAUAUGCGAAUAGAUUUGGCAUUGAGAUUGUAUUUGGAGACAUUCCGCCUACCUGGGGAGGCGCCCCUUAUCUUCCUGGUGAUGGAGCAUUUUGCCUCGCACUGGCAUCAAUGCAAUGGGGAACCAUUUGCCAAUACUGAUGCUGCCUUUAGGUUAGCCUAUGCAAUUAUUAUGCUGAAUAUGGAUCAACAUAAUUACAAUGCGAAGCGAUUGAACAUCCCCAUGACAGUGGAGGAUUUCCAGAAGAACUUAAGGGGGCUCAAUGGGAGUUCGGAUUUUGAUCCGGAUAUGCUGGUGAGUGUGUACAAUGCGAUUAAGAGUGAGGAGAUUGUCAUGCCGGCCGAGCAAACGGGUAUUGUGCGAGAGAAUUAUCUGUGGAAGGUUCUCCUGCGUCGUGGGGCAGGACGGGAUGGGAUGUUCCAUCAUGUACGCGGGGCAGCGCAUGAUAGGGAACUUUUCCGGAUUGUUUGGGGUCCAACAUUGGCAGCAUUGAGCUUUAUGUUUGACAAAUCCACCGAUGUGAGCAUUAAUCAACGUGCCACACGGGGAUUUUCGGCAAGUGCGGGGAUUUCUGCCCACUAUGGGCUUCAUGAGGACUUUGACGCCCUCAUUUUGACUCUCUGUAAGUUCACGACACUCCUCAAUGUGCCCGAGGAGGCAAAUGAGAUUGCAACAAGUGUGGCCUUUGGGCAGAACGCCAAAGCACAGUUGGCGAUGAAAUGCAUCUUUGGGCUUGUCCAUGAGCACGGGGACACAAUGCGGGAGAGUUGGAAGAAUAUCUUGGACACCAUGGCGCAGCUAUUUAAGCUAAAACUCCUCCCAAAGGGGCUCAUGGAAGUUGAAGACUUUUGCGAAGCUUCCGGACGUGUGGCGCUCAUUCACACGAAACCCCAACUCGUAAGAGCCGACGCUGGGCUCCUGAGCAGCUUGUACUCCUACCUUAGCUCCGAUAGUCAACGACAACCAUCGUAUGAGGAGCAGGAGAUCAUCAAAGUGUCAAAGAAGUGCAUUAAAGAGUGUCAAAUUGAGCAAAUUGUUACCGAAUCGAAAUUCUUGCAAUUUGAAUCACUUCAGGAGUUGCUAAAGUGUCUCUUUGCAUGCCUAAAAGCUCCGGAAAGUCACAAAUCUGUUGGGAUGAGCUACCCUGAGGAUGUUACAGUGUUCCUCAUGGAGCUCUCUGUGCGUAUCCUUGUGAAUAAUCGCGAUCGUAUCCUGCCCAUUUGGGACACAUGCCGGGACCCGCUGUAUCAGCUACUAAUUGGAGCAGCUAAGUGUGGUUAUGAUUACCUCCUGAAUCGCACCAUUGUGGCCAUCUUAAAGCUCGCCAUCUACCUCAUGCGCAACGAGGAACUCUGCCCAGUUGUCCUGCAGAGUCUCCGUACCAUUCUCACCCUCAGGCCACGCGUAAUCUUUCGGAUUUCCCGACAAAUCUCCACGGGAAUUUACGAAUUGCUCAAGACAAGUGCUCAGAAUAUUCACACAGAAGCCGAUUGGGCGAUAAUUUUCACUCUCCUUGAGUGUGUGGGUGCUGGAGCUGUUCCUGCGGCCGAAUAUGAAGAAGUCACAGCAAAUGGGACAAAAUCCGACGGAGCGUUGAGUAGUGAGGAGGAUUCCGGACUUCCAGAUCGGGGAUACACGUCGGAUUCCGAGGUGGGGCGUAGUGGUCAACUGUCCACAAUGAGUACACCCCUCGUGAGUCCGGCAAGUGCAGAAAAUUGGAUUUUGGUCAAUAAAGAUGCAGCAGAUGUGCAAAUGGUACGUCCACUGUCACCCAUUAACACCCUGGCGUACACCUGCAAGCUAGGGGAGCAUAGUCCGGUGGCGCUGGUGAAAUGUUGGGAUAGUUUGGCAUUCAUUGUGCGCAAUGUGGCUCACAUAACGCCGUAUAAUUUUGAGAGUUGCGUCAAGUGCAUGAGAACAUUCGCUGAAGCUUCACUAAAUGGCGGCCAGAGGGUGCGUCGAGCGAAAAAGGGGACGCCACGGAAGCGUGAUGAGAGUAGUGAUAGUGAUGCAGAGGAAGUUCCCGAAAGGUAUCCAACGAUUGCAAUUCAACUGCUGGAUCUCAUGCAUACCCUCCAUACGCGUACAGCACAGAUCUUCCGGUGGUGGGCUGAAGAGGGUGGUGUUCUGCCGCAUGGUGGUGCCCUCUGGGCUCAGGGAUGGUGCCCACUGUUGCAGGGGAUUGCACGCUUGGCUACGGAUCAACGACGGCAGGUGCGCACGAGUGCCAUUACAUGCCUCCAGCGGGCACUCCUUGUGCACGAUUUGCAGACACUUAGUGGCCCCGAGUGGGCGGGUUGCUUCAAGCAGGUUCUCUUCCCACUCCUGUCGGAUCUUCUAGCCGAGGCACCAGCCCCGAAUGAUCCGAGCCUCCUCGAGGAGAGUCGCAUGCGUACUGCCACCAUAAUGUCCAAAGUUUUCCUCCAUCAUCUCACCCCACUCAUCUCCCUGCCCACCUUUGCGGAGCUCUGGGUGGAGAUUCUCGACUACCUGGAGAGAUUCAUGAAGAUUGGCUCUGAUAUGCUGUACGAAGCAAUGCUGGAGAGUCUCAAGAAUAUGCUUCUCGUCAUGCACAGUGUGAGGGUUUUUCACACGGCCGAUGGUGUCACUCAUGCACCCCUCUGGGACAUUACGUGGUCACGUGUUUCCCUGUUUCUGCCCAAUCUCAAGGAGGAACUCUUCAGGAAUGAAGUUGAACAACCAGGACAACCAGGAAUCAUUCCAAGUGCUCCAAGUCCUCCUAUACCUUCACCCACAGUGGCUCAGCAUCCUGAUAGUGCUGCACUUCCGCCAAAAACCAGCAUUAUCCUCCAACCACCGGCAGCAAGCCCAGAAGUACCACAAGCAGCGGUUCCCCUGCUAAUUGGGCGGACUCAUUCCCCUGCGGCUAGUGCUCCAGUUCCCAUUCUUUUGCAUCAGGCACCACAGCCUACACCUAGUUCUCCGCCGUUGCAGCAAACCUUCCUCCCAGCCAGCCCCCCACGCGUUGAGAGUCUCCCGGAAACACCAAAACGCGAUGUGCCGCUGCCCUUUGUCAAUCCGGACUUUUCAAAUGUCAUUGAUCUCCCCGUGACACCGAGUCCACCGCCACAAAGUGAUCCAGGGGUGCCAAUGAGUCAUCUUUUGGCUGGGAAUCAGUACCCCAGCCUCACGAAGGUACCCCCAAAUAUUGUCCAGAGCUUCGCGCCAGUCUUCGUGCAACCGCAGAAUGUGCAAAGUGAAACGGACAUUUACAGUGACUACGUGAAGAAUCCCUACAAUUUAACCCUGCAAACGGAUACGGAGCACGAUGGGGCAGCUAAUGAGAAGCUGCUGGAGGAGAAUCGCAUUUUGGGAUCACCGGAAAAGGUGGCAACGGCGGCGGGUACAUCGUCAAAUGUUUUCCAAUCAGCCAAUUACUUUGGUAAUGAUACUGGAGUCAUUCCGCCGGGUUCUGAAGUCUUCUUCGGGGGACCUUAAGGCCUCUGCCGCCGUAACAUCUUUAAUAAGGGGGAAGGGUUAGCAGUGCGUCUAACGCAAAAGUCAUGCAAUCUGUUGCUAGAUUUUUAAUUUUACUAUGUUAUUGUAUUAUUGAGUAUAAAUUAUUAUUGGACGAAAUUGGACAUAUAAAUAAAUAAAAAAACUAAUCAUUUUGUGGUAGAAA